GAGAGGCCCAGGCGUUCGGGCCGGGAGUUGUGAGGAAAGUGCGGAGCCGCUGUGAAGCUGGGGGUCCCGGCCCUGAAUAUGCCGGUCCGUACAGAAACCAGCACGGCGGCCUCCAGCUCUUCGUCCCUGAUCCCGCCGCCUCCCAUCAACACUCAACAGCCCGGAGUGGCCACGACUUUGCUGUACAGUGGCUCCAAAUUCCGGGGGCACCAGAAAAGCAAAGGCAACUCGUAUGAUGUUGAGGUGGUGCUGCAGCACGUCGACAUGGAGAAUGCCUAUCUGUGUGGAUACUUGAAGAUCAAAGGCCUUACCGAGGAAUACCCAACCCUCACCACCUUCUUUGAAGGAGAAAUCAUUAGUAAAAAACAUCCAUUCCUAACACGAAAGUGGGAUGCGGAUGAAGAUGUGGAUCGCAAACACUGGGGUAAGUUCCAAGCAUUUUAUCAGUAUGCAAAAACCUUCAAUUCGGAUGACUUCGGUUACGAGGAACUGAAGAUUGGUGAUUAUGUCUUCAUGCGAUGGAAGGAGCAAUUCUUGGUCCCAGAUCACACAAUAAAAGAUAUUAGUGGAGCUUCCUUCGCUGGCUUCUAUUACAUCUGCUUCCAGAAGUCUGCGGCAUCCAUAGAAGGGUAUUACUACCAUCGGAGCUCAGAAUGGUAUCAGUCCUUAAAUCUGACGCACGUCCCUGAACACAGCGCACCCAUCUAUGAAUUCCGGUGACAGGAGAUCUGCUUUUGAGCCCUGAGCAAAAGAACAGGGAUGUCCACAAAGGGACAUGCUGCUUUCCUCUUCUGUCCCAAAGGACUCUGAAAAAUGUAUGAGUGUUAAAGCAACAAUGCAUUAUCCAAUGCUAUCCCUCCUACCAUACAGUUUUUAUUUCCCCCCCCUUUUUUAAUUUUUUUUUUUUUUUUUUUUUUUUUUUUUUUUUUAAGCUAUGGGCUUUGGUUGUCUCUUGUAUUUUAUUUCUGCUUAACUAUGGUACCACCUGUAUCCUUCAUCAUACUCCUGAACACAAUAACAGGACAUGGUCCUGUUGGAUCACAGAGAGGGAAUGCUGUUGCGUCUAUGAACUUUCAAGCUGCUUCAGAACUAGAAUCCUAAUAUGGGAGCGGUUCUGAGAAUCUUACCCCUUGUUUUGCAUAGAUUGGCUUCUCCAUUAAGCUAAUAUAUAAAGGACUAUGACAUCUUGCACAGGUUGUACACUCCAUAUAGAAUGGGAGAAUUUUUUUUUUUUGUACUCCCUGAUAUAGAAUCCACCUUUACAAAGAAUAAAUGAAUUAUUUUCAGGGCUCCUUACCCUAGGGCCCAAUGGUAAAAUGCAUAUUUACUCUGGACUAUAUUACAUUUGGUUGUUUUCACAUUGAAAGUGGCCAAUGUCAGAUUGUUUUUGUUCUUUUUUUUUUUUUUUUUUUUAUAAUAUAUUAUAUUAUAAAUACACAUAUAUUUAAUCAGAGUAUAGUUCUAUGGAAGUGUCCUGACUCUCUAGGUAACAGACACGUUGAUGCAGGGUCGAAACAUGAUUGAAAUAACUGCAUUGUGCUCUUUAAGUACCGUUGGACUUUCUGGUAUGGCUUGACGUGUCCUAGUUUUUCAUCUCUAAUGCAUACUAUGGACCGACUAAAGCGGGACUGAUUUCCAGUUUGGUCGUAAAAUGUAGACCAUUUUGGAAGCGAAAAAAAACCAGAAGUGCUGAACCACAAUGGAGGAUGGGCCACUAUUGGAAGAAACGUUUCAUAAGUGACUACCAUUAGCUAGUUGGUUAACGCUUGGAACUUAUAUAUUUGCCGUUGAUGAUUUUGUAAGAUGCGAACUGUUCUCAAAUGUUUUCAUCCCCUACUCACAGAGAUGAGGGACCAUAUGGUAAAGGUCCACCUUUCCCAGUUCUACAAGAGCCAAAUGUUAGAUUGAAAUUGGUGUCACAAAGAUAAUUAGAACUGUUACAUUGCAAUGUGUGUCUGUUAUACGUAAUGUGCCACUGGAUGGAAAAAUGUUAAGGAAUAUAUGUACAAUGUUUGAAAUUUGUUACUGUUGGCAUAUAUCUGGUAGUAGAUACCAGUGUUUUUAGUUUUCUCAGUUAGAUUUAACAUUAAUGAGAACAGAUAAAGACUCCUUUUAGAUUCUUUCAGGGUUUUGUGCUAAAUUGAGUUAACAAAGUCCAAUUUAGCCUUCAUUGCACUGCAGAGCUGGCCAGAAAUAUAAUGCGUUUGCUAUGAGUACAGGUUUAUGUGGCCUUCAAUAUAUUUUAAGGAUUUGUCUAAAUGACUUCAGGGCUACACUUUGUAGUUGAGUCAUAGCACAUUCAGAUCAUGGCUACACUUUGUAGUUGAGUCGUAGCACAUUCAGAUCAGGAAUUGAAAGGGGUAAAAGUAGCUUCACUAAGAAGAAGCUAAUGCACAUUUUAAUGGAGGUAUGUUUAAAAGUCCUGUCUGAUAAAUCUUGCUUGUAAUCAGCCUGUUACCCGAGGAAAUGGUAGGUGAGAAAUUUAACUUUUAAUUUUAUUUUAAUGGAUUUGGAUAUUGUAGGUUUACGGCUCCAGCUGAUUGAUUCAGCAUUUACAGCGAUGAACACCUUAAGCAAUUGCGCAUUCCAGAGAUACACAAUGGACCUGGUCCCAGUCCAGUACUGGAACUUCAUAAGGACCAGUUACUCUUAAAAAGAUAGGAAAUAUGCCAAGAGUCGUUGAGUAAUCUGUCUAGUGCAGUUAAUGAAAUUAUAAUAGCCAGAUUAUUCACUGGGUUUAGGAAUUCAUACACAAAACCGUUUUAUACAUCAAGGUUCAAUACAUCUAAAUUAGCUUAUCUUGAUAAAUUCUACAUCAUAUUGCAGUAUCUUUUUUUCUUUUUCUAAAAAAAUUUAUCCAAAAAGGUUGUCUUUCUGGAAAAGGCAAAACCUUUUAGUGUUGACUUUUGCAAAUUGACAGUGUUAAUAUAAGAAUUUGUAUGACUGAGAUUACUGCAAUUUUUUCCAAAAGCCUAAAUACUUAGUUCUUGUCAAGGUGGAAUACACUGCUCGAUCUGUGCAUAACUCCUUGCCAGCAUUGAUCCAAAUCGGAUGUGCAUAUUCACAAAGUGCAAGGAAUGAUGUCUAUAAGAUGUAUUGAUCGAGUGAUUCAUUGCUUUAAUCAAUUGAGUGCCCCAGGCUUUGAUAUUUCCCUGUCCAAUGGGGCACCGCUGUCAUCAGUAUUGCUUCAAACUUAUACAUAAAUUGAGAAGUGUGUAUUUUUUAUGUUUAUUUUUAAUGCUGCAAUCCAAAACAAAACUCAAACGUGCUCAAUGUUUUGAACACGCUUUUACCAAGCAGGGUUUAGUUAAUACUAUUGCUAAGGUCACAAUGGUGAGAUAUUGACAUUCUAUUGAUAUAUUUAUAUUGAUAUAUUAACUGGUCCCCUGUUAGAUCAUUAGUGUAAAAGCAUUAAAGUGGAAAUGUAAUGCUGUUAAGAAUUCGUUUUUUUUUUUUGUUUUGUUUUUUGUUUUUUUUUAACAGUACAAUGCGAUCAAGUAACACAUUGCAAUUUUUUAAAAAAUUUUUUUUUUUUAUUAUUGAUAAAAAUAAAAGCUUGUUACAGGGAUUAAAAACAGAUUUUGGCAAACAGUCCUAAAAAAAUAAAUAAAACUUUAAUUGAAAA
This is a messenger RNA of Bombina bombina (fire-bellied toad), 3625 nucleotides long. It is a transcript of the gene GID4, whose product is annotated as GID complex subunit 4 homolog. The record is from RefSeq and is a predicted model, not a curated record. Gene Ontology annotation, biological process: protein catabolic process in the vacuole; negative regulation of gluconeogenesis; proteasome-mediated ubiquitin-dependent protein catabolic process. Gene Ontology annotation, cellular component: GID complex; extrinsic component of membrane. Lineage: Eukaryota; Metazoa; Chordata; Amphibia; Anura; Bombinatoridae. The coding region runs from base 79 to 720 and encodes 213 amino acids. The transcript has 6 exons.